Molecule: messenger RNA, 3319 nt
Organism: Aplysia californica (California sea hare)
Lineage: Eukaryota; Metazoa; Mollusca; Gastropoda; Aplysiida; Aplysiidae
Product: DEAD-box ATP-dependent RNA helicase 42
Molecular function (GO): protein binding
Source: RefSeq, a predicted model, not a curated record
CGUUGACUUGACGCUGAGCUUCCAAGAUGGCUGUCCUGCUCAGGCAGUUAGGACUGCAUUUCCUGGUUUCGCUUUUACUCAUCACAUUCACUGAGCACUUUACACAGGCGAUAGGUGGUCGUGUGUGUGCCGAGGCGUGGGAGUGGGAGCAGAGACAUCGAGAGAGCCGACAGGAGAAGAGAGUGGCCACCAACUCCCCCGUCAUCUUCCGCCUCACCAGCAUGGGCCCUUACAAAGGCAACGGCUUCAAGGUGCACUUCAACGAGUUCAGACCUACCAUCCCCUGUUACGCACAAGAGUUUCGCUGCCAGGAGUUCCAGCGCUGUGUGCACGAUGACCUGGCGUGUGACGGCUGGGACGACUGCGGCGACGACAGCGACGAGGAAGAGGACGCCGGCUGUGGCCUCCUCACCGCCUGCGAGAUCUGCGCCGUCAUCAUCGGCUCUGUGUUUAUCGUGGCAUCCAUCGCUAUCAUCGUCGUUUUCGUAGUCACAUAUCGGAGGAGGAAACUGGACUACUACGCUAAUAAAAACGGCAGUGUGUGGACUCCGUACACAGUUCAGAGAUCCGAGUCGAAGACGCCAAUCGCGCACGACAACUACUCGCUACCCGACUCCACCAUCACGUUCCCGCGUCGCUACAACUCCCAGGAGUCCAUGAGCAAGUCGGCCUUUUCCCGGCACACGCGCAGGGACUCGGACAACGACUCCAUUGACAAACUGGAGCUGGAGAAAUCGGAUCGGUUUUCCUACAACAAGACUCCAGACAACAUGUCGGAGAAAUCGUCGAGGUCCGCCAAGAACCGCGGGCGACUCGGAGACAACAGACUCGGCUCCACCACCAAAGAUCCCGGUUCUGUCAACGGCUACGGGAGCAAGGAGAGGCUCAGUGAUAGGGACAAGGGACGCCGGGACCGGAGCAGGGAUCGAUACUAUCGGGAUCGGGAUUACAGACGAGACGACAGCGAUCGCGAUACUCCCAGGUCUGAUGACGAGGAUCGGGAUCGGGAUCGUGGGUAUCGGAGGAGGAGUAGUCGAGAAAGGAGUCGGGAUCGAGAUUACUCCUAUAGUGAUGAUAGUGAUUAUGAGAGGGAGAGAAGAAGGCGGAGGAGGAGGAGAAGGAGUUAUGAUAGAUACAGUGAUGAAGAUAGUGAUUCGGAGUAUGAAAGAGAAAGGAGGAGGCGGAGGAGGAGUAGGGAUCGAUACAGCCGGGAUAGGUGCGAUGAUCGAGACAGGUACGACAGUGACAGGGAUCGUAAGAGUGAGAAGGACUUUGAUAGGGAGUCAGAUCGUCCGCGGAGAAGAAGCAGCAGAGAAAGAGAGAGACACCGAGACAGUUACGAAGAUGACAGAGACAAGGAAAAGUACAGCGGGGAUGACAGUAGGGACAGAAAAGGAUUUGAUGAUAGCAGUAGAGGAGAGAAACCCGGAAAGGACAGGGAAGACAGAGAGAGGGAUCAAUACUACAACACCGACAAACCAGAUUCGAGAGGAGGACGCAGGAGUGCGGAGAGAAAGCCGUACGGAGACGGGGAAGAUGUCGUGUCGGACAGAGCACAGGACAGACCGACAGAGUCUCAGCCGUCGCGAUACGAGAACAGGCGGUCGAGAAGCAGAGAGAACGUACGACCUGCCAGAGAUGAAGAGAUAGCCCCGCCCCCUAAGAGCGAGGAACUCCGACAGAGAGCGCCAGCAGACAACUACCCGAGAAGGCCUCCUGCGAUGAACGCUGCUCCGACAGGAAAUGAUGCAAACAACAGCGGCACGGCUGAGCCAGUGAGAACGUACCGUAGGCGGAGCAGCGAUGAGAGACGAGGGAGGAGGAGGAGCAGGGGUCCCCAGCCCAGUGACGAGUACGCUCCCCCAGAGUAUGAAGAUGUUGCGGUUUUACCAGAGCUUGCUGGGGGGUAUAAAGAGGCUGCUGUUUGAUUCCAGCCCAAAAUGUUCUGCUUCCUGUAGGGUAUACAAAGAUCCUGCUGAUUGAUUCGAGUCCUUAGUGAAGUUCUUUCUUUGAGCUAUACAAUAACCAGUGCGAGGCUGCUGGUUGAUUCCAGUCUAUAGAGUAGUUCUUUCUUUGGGGUAUACAAAGAUUCUGCUGUUUGAUACUAGUCUAUAGUGUAGUUCCCUUUGGGAUAUGCAAUCAGCUGUUUGAUCCCAUGCCAGUCCAUGGUGUAGCUCUUUUUGUGGGGAUAGCCUGCGAAAUGACUGCUUUUUAAUUCCAUCCAUAAAAUGUCAUUCUUUCUCCAGAGGCACAUGUUUUUUCCAUCUUUAUUUUUUUCCAAAUUUUAUGGACACCUGGUGUUUAGUAUUCCUCCAGCCAUCUGUUUAAGUGGGCAGUACAGGGGUUCUUUUUUGUUGUCUUCUAUAGUUCAAAGAUGCAGCUAUUUGAAUUGCCGUUGAAAGAUUUUUAAAAUUUUAAAAUGUUCAAACUUGCAGCUAUUUGAAUUGACCGUAGUGAAUUUUUUUUUUUUUUAAAUCAAAGAGGCAGCCAUUGUAAAAAUAGCCUGCAUAGGUACACAUCAUAAUGCAUAGACUGGCUUAACUGGCUGUUUGAUUUCAAUUCAAUUUCAACACUUUGAGAGUAGAAAUUCUGUCAGUGGUUUCAAUUGUAGCUCACACAUUAUUGGUCUCUGGAAGAAGAAAAGUGCCUUUGUGAACCAAUCAAAUGUGUCCUGUUUGGGAUUUCCCUUUCUUGCGUCCCUGUCAAUGUACAUCCUUGCCUGUGAGUUUUAUUAACUGUUUCAUUUUUUUCUUUUCCAUACCCAAACAGUACUGAGUAAAUAUAUGGAGUUGUGAGGAAUUGUGUUGCCAACACCGUUUAGAAAAGAAGGAUGGAGUAAACAUUUUGAGCUUUCUUCAAGAUUUAACUUGUUCUAGAUUCUGAGAAUCAAGAAGUGAUCUUAGGAAAUUACGUAAAUAAGAUAGAUUUGAUAUUAAUAGUAGCUCACCCUACCAGACCUCACUUCUAUGGAAUUUAACGGGGGGGAGGGGAGAGAUUGAAAUUAAGGUAGCUUCACAUCCCCAAAUCGCUACCGGUACUUCUCCACUUAUGCAAGAGACAUUUCUUUGGUAUGUGGGAAAAGUUGCCUUUGAAGAAGAGGGGGGUGGGGGUCUGUAGGUCUAUUUUAUUUUUUAGUCAGUAAUCUGUCCAAGCUCUUUCCUUGGGCUGUAAAGAGGUGUCUAAUUGAUUCCAGCGAAAACCAGACAGACAGUAUAGCCCCCCGUAUAGCCACUGGUUCUGUCACAUCAGUAGUAUCCAACAAUGUUGUAGAUCUCAGUGUAAAUAGCGGUCUUUGCUUAAAAUGGAUUCUGAUAAAAAA